UUAGAAAAAAAAGGGAUGAACAUGAAGCUACUCAAGAAACUCCAUCUUCUUCAAUUCUUACUCCUAUUCAAUCUCAUAUUAGGUUCUUCUAUACACCAUCAUAAUCAUACAAAAUACUAUGGGAAUAUCACAACUCAACCACCUUUCUUGACUUCAAAUUCUUCUAUACCUUCUAUAGUAAGGAUAUCUGUUAACAUUCCAAAUCAUGUACCAGAGAUUUGCAAAGGGUGUGAAAAGCCUAAUGGUAGCUGUGGUGCUGGGUUGAAUUGUUUGUGUCAUCCAAAAGAGUGCAAAGACAAGGUUAUUUCGAAGGUUGGAUCCAUAAAAUCUACUGGAAAUGUGUUUUUCUCUUUGCUUUCUUUAAUCGGUACAAUAGCCUUUCUCAUGCAUGCUUAAGUCUAACAAGCUUAUCCACGGAUCGAAUUAUUAGUAUAAAUUUUAAAUCACGGUUGCAGUUGUGCCAUCGUUCUUGAUGUUGCGGAGAAUCAAAGUGAAAAAUGGCUGAUGCAGCUUCAAUGAAGAUCAGAUUAUGGUAGCAGAGGCACAAAAAAAUCUUAAUUUUACGGCCUAAAUCAAAUAUGUAGACCUUAAUUUCUUGCUCAUCAUGAAUAUGUUAUCUAAUAUCUAUUGUUGUUGAA
Molecule: messenger RNA, 638 nt
Organism: Trifolium pratense (red clover)
Lineage: Eukaryota; Viridiplantae; Streptophyta; Magnoliopsida; Fabales; Fabaceae
Exons: 2
Coding region: 16-396 (126 amino acids)
Source: RefSeq, a predicted model, not a curated record